Messenger RNA from Paralichthys olivaceus (Japanese flounder), 3338 nucleotides. Its product is annotated as thrombospondin type-1 domain-containing protein 1. NCBI's taxonomy places the organism in Eukaryota, Metazoa, Chordata, Actinopteri, Pleuronectiformes, Paralichthyidae. Gene Ontology annotation, cellular component: cell periphery. The record is from RefSeq and is a predicted model, not a curated record.
CCGCGCGGACCUUCAGUGUUGACAGCCUGGAGGAGUGUGGCCCCGGAGCACCGAGGGGCCCCCGUACCUGCCCUCAUGCGGUGGGACAGCUCAACGAUGCUGAGUGGAGUCAGCGAGAGAUAGGUCAGGGAUGGUGGCAGACGCCGGUCAUGAGGAGUAGAAGGAAACAGAGGCACAGACUUUCGGAAUGCCACGGGCUGUCAAUCUUCUGCCUGUCCUGCUGGCGCUCACGGGAUACGCGUUCGCAGGGCUGAGUAUCUGGCCCUCCCUCCACGUUGCCCUGAGCAACGCCAGUGUAUUUGUAGACUUCAUCACAAAAUCCAACAUCAGCACCGUCCGCAACACAAGCCUCUCACUUGUCAACAUGGAAACCAACACCACCAUUCACACCAGGACUCUCCCCAGCAACCAAUGGGCGGGCAGGGUGGAGUUGGACUGCUCCUGCUUCCUGUCUGCAGGAACUUUCAGGUUCCUGCUCAGGCAGACCAGCCACACUGUUGUUUCUCAUGGUAACAGCACAGAUGUGAGUAGCAAGGAGAGCACCUCCUGGUGGUGGAGUUCAGAGCUGCAGGUGCAGUGGCCUACCUUUCACAUUGCAGUGGAGAGGGCUGGAAACCACUCAGGAUCUUUUCAGGUUGGAAUAUCCACUAAUGAACAUUUUCAGGCUUGUUCCAGUGGCCUCGACUCCGCUCUCUUCCUGGAGGUCAGCUACAUGGAAUACAACCAGAUUGGGCGCAACAGCAUUGACAAGGUCCGAGCCCGCACGCGACACCCAAUCAAACCUCUCCGUUCCCAGAGCGUUGAGCUGUCCUGCGCCUUCCCGUUCACAGAGAGAGACUUCAUACAAGUGGCUUUGAGGUCUCCUCAUACAGCGCAGGAAGUGAAGAGCUCUGGGCCGCUUUAUCUCUCACGCAUCUUCUCCUAUAAACUGCUGGUGGAAAACGCCAACGCUUACAAGAGCGGCUGUAAAGGGACAAUAACUGUUAGACUCAUAAGCCCACCGUGUGUUCACAUCAGUGGGAAAGUGUUGCUGUAUAAUAUGAUGGGGCUCGGUCCAGAGGAGCCCUCCUCUCCUAUACUGGCCUAUAACUGGCUGACGCAGGGAGAGAAUGAGACAGAGUUCAACUGCUCUGUGUUCGAACCAGGAAGGAAUAAAUACUGCUUCCGCUUUGUUUUCAACUUCAGCCACUCCCCUAGUCCAGCACAGACCUGCUUGGUGGUGCACAGGACUGCAGAGUCAUGGGGACCCUGGCAGCCAUGGAGUGUGUGCAGUGCGAGCUGUGGAGAGGGGGUGAGGGAAAGAGUGCGAGAGUGUUUGCUGCCCUCACGUGUGGGAACGAUGCAGUGCACCGGCAUGGUGAAGGAACAGUCCCUUUGCUCACUGGAGGACUGUGUUGCUUUGCCCGCUCCUUCUCCAUCCCUCCCCACUAAACCUGUUGGAUUUGCAACCUUUGGUGGUAACAUGGUCGUUGUGGCUGGUAUCUCCCUCUGCCUGGCUGUGAUUAUCACUACCAUUGUGGUGACGGUCUGGAGAAAGCUUUGCCACACCCCUCAGUGCAGCUCUGUCCGCAGUGGCUCCAUGCAUUCCCCUGGGGGCCGCAAGCUGUCGGAUGAGGCCUCCAUCUGUGGACACAGCCUCCAAAGACCCAGCCUCACUGAGGGCCACGGCCCACAAGGGAGAAUGGGUGUGGGUGCAGCCCAGAAAGAGAGGCCUUUCUUGGGAAGUGCACCUCUGUCACAGACCCAGGUGAUAGCGUUCUCACAGGACCCAGAAAGACUGUCUCCCACAGGUCAAAAGGUGUUGCCACCAGUAUUUGGGUACCGCUUGGCUCAGCAGCAGCUGAAAGAAAUGAAAAAGAAGGGGCUGAAGGAGGCUACCCAGCUGUACCAUGUCUCUUCAAGCCCAGUCCAUGACACCUUGGUGGAGACAUCUGCUUCACCCACCAACUCCCCGAUUCCUACACCAACUGAAUUAGUUAAUUCCGGCCUCCCAUCAGGUCUCCAGGACAACGCCAACCACCACGGCUUUAGUAUUGCUGCAUCCUUCGCUGAGCCUCCGCCGCAGAUUCCGAGGGUCACGCCUGACAGAAUGAGCCCCAGAGUGGACCUAAUCUUAGGUCCUGCUGGGUCUAGAAGUGGGGGCAGCUCAAAAUGGCGUGACCGCACUGCCCACUGGGUGGAGAUGGUGGAGAGAAGUGGGUUUGCAGGCCACAGAGGAGGAGGUGAAGAUGCAGGAAUGGGAAACUUCAAUCACAAGAAUCCAAAUUUCCGCCGCACCGCCAGUUUCAAUGACCCCAAACCCCAGACUCCGUCCUCGGGACAGUCCAGACACUUCAGAGAACGGAGCAUGACCCAGGUGGGAUCUCGCACCCUGCCUGAAGGAAGUUGUUUGACCAAAGGAGGAUGGGAGAGGCAGCCAUACCACUCUUACCCCAUUCCAGAGCAUGGGACUCCAGACUGGACUAAACCUGGACCCCAGAGGAAUGACCAGAGGAAGCCCUGGUUAGAGACAGCUGCUCCCUCUCGCAACAGUGAAUUCAAACACACAGGGACCAACACAAACAGCAUUUCAGCAUCUGAGAAAGAUAGUAGAGGAGGCGUCAUUGGCCCUGCUGAGAGGCAAAGAAGUGGUGGGCCUGUAAGUGGAGGGAAAGAGGGAUUGUCAGGGUUUGGGGGUCCGGCUGCCGGGCCUGCAGGUUCUAAUGGAGUGAACCAGCUGAGUAUAGAGCGGGCAGAGCUCAACUGGAACCGUCGUGGCCCAUCGCCAAUCCAGAGGAACAUCCUGGCCCGUAAAUUAAAGGAGGCUCAGUCCUGCUCAGGGAUCAAUGGUCGGCAGCGGAGCUCCACCUUUAGUGCACCGUCGUCCGAGCAGAGGAUAGGUCGCUGCCACUCUCUGCAGAUGUCUGGAGACUAUAGCAGCAGUGGCGGGUCCCCCUACAGGCUGAGCGAAGCGGAGCAGAGGAUGCUGGACCUUGAUCUGUCAUCAUCGUUUGUAGGCAAGGAGGAGUAGAUCACACUGGUUUAUAGUGUGAUACCAUUUACAUUUAUUCUGUUACAUCAUUUCGACUAAGAUAAUUCCAUGUGUUAAGAGAUUCAUGGCUUUUAUCUAUGAGAAGCAGAGAUAAAUAUAAGAUAUUUAAGUUUGUUUAUUACUAAAAUGUUAUUAUUUAUAAUUUUGGUUGGCAUUAUAGAUGAACAAAUUUCUUAAUUCACAGACUCACUGUUCAGAUGUUCUCUCUAGACAAGACACUUGGUAUACAUUUUUGUUUUGUAUCAACUACUGGUACAGGAGUAUAGAAGGACCUUGUACCUCCAUUAAAAAAAAUGGUUUUAUUGUU